UCAAGAAUUUGGUGAUUCAGGUGCCUAGUAAAUAGCAAGGAUAUAGUUUCUGCACUUCAGUUAAUUAUAACUCUUUGUUGGAGAGAAUAAAUUAAGAGAUGGUGAGAACACCUUGCCGCGACGAAAAUGGAAGGAAGAAGGGGACUUGGACUCCUGAAGAAGAUAGGAAGUUAGCAGCAUAUGUUACUAAAUAUGGCUGCUGGAACUGGCGCCAACUUCCUAAGUUUGCUGGUCUAGCAAGGUGUGGAAAGAGCUGCAGACUUAGAUGGAUGAAUUACUUAAGGCCCAACAUUAAAAGAGGAAACUACACCAAAGAAGAAGACGAAAUCAUCUUGAAGCUGCAUGCUCAACUUGGAAAUAAGUGGUCGGUUAUUGCUGCUCAGUUGCCAGGAAGAUCAGACAAUGAGAUAAAGAAUCAUUGGCACACUGCACUUAAGAAGCGUGCUACUAAUUAUGCUCCAAACUCAAGUGACAAUUCAAGCAAGAAAUGCCAUAAUAAGAACAGUACUGAAGGCAAUACUAGAAGAAAGAGUGUGGAAAAACAAAAUGCAAGUCCAAAUAUGAGUUCACAUGAAAAUAUAGUACUGGAAAGUUCACAAUGGUCACCAAAGGAGUCAUCAAGUGAAGAACUCUCCCCCAUUGAUUAUCAACCUGAAUAUAAAGUUUUUCAAGAAGCUUUGGAGGAAAGUAAUGGAAGCUUUUGGACUGAACCAUUUGUAGUGGAUAGCUUCAAUAGUAUUCUAGCUCCUUCAAUUGAUUACUGUGGACUUGUGUGUCCACCUUCUCCUUUUAUAGCUGAUGAAUUUCUUUCCUCCUUUGACUUAGAUGAUUUUAAUUGGUAAAAACUAGAAAAUUAAAGGAACAUCCAUAGAAAUACUGGCAAUUUAUCUCAUAGGAUCAUCACCUUCUGACUUGAUCGUUGGCUUUUCCAUGAAUGUUGGAGAUGUAUUGAUAUAUGAUAAAUUUGCAUUGUUCUUGUAAUAUUUGACUAAGCACGUUUAAUCUUCAAUUA
Lycium ferocissimum is the source of this 1012-nucleotide messenger RNA. Its product is annotated as transcription factor MYB15-like. The transcript is spliced from 3 exons. The record is from RefSeq and is a predicted model, not a curated record. NCBI's taxonomy places the organism in Eukaryota, Viridiplantae, Streptophyta, Magnoliopsida, Solanales, Solanaceae. The coding region runs from base 99 to 842 and encodes 247 amino acids.